Brassica napus (rape) is the source of this 2439-nucleotide messenger RNA. RefSeq lists its product as uncharacterized. NCBI's taxonomy places the organism in Eukaryota, Viridiplantae, Streptophyta, Magnoliopsida, Brassicales, Brassicaceae. The coding region runs from base 1 to 2439 and encodes 812 amino acids. Gene Ontology annotation, biological process: DNA integration. The record is from RefSeq and is a predicted model, not a curated record. The transcript has 2 exons. Gene Ontology annotation, molecular function: RNA-DNA hybrid ribonuclease activity; nucleic acid binding.
AUGGACGCGUUCUCCGGCUGCAAUCAGAUACUUAUGCAUCCGGAAGACCAGGAGAAAAAAUUCUUCAUGACGUCCAGAGGGAUCUACUGCUACAAGCUUAUGCCCUUGGGCCUAAAGAACGCAGGAUCAACCUAUCAACGACUGGUGAACAUGAUGUUCGCGGACCAAAUCGGGAGAACCAUGGAGGUCUACAUCGAUGACAUGCUGGUCAAGUCCCUGGAGGCAGAAGACCACAUAUCUCACCUACAACAAGCUUUCUCCACCCUCAGGAAAUAUAACAUGAAGCUCAACCCGGCUAAAUGCUCAUUCGGGGUCAGUUCUGGCAAGUUCCUCGGGUACAUCGUAACCCACCGGGGCAUCGAGGCCAACCCGGAGCAAAUAAGGGCCAUUCAUUCAAUCCCUUCCCCGAAGAACGUCAAGGAGGUUCAAAAUCUAACAGGAAGGAUGGCAGCCUUGAGCAGGUUCAUCUCCAGACUCUCGGACAAAUCUCACGCCUUUUUCGGAACUCUCAAGAAUCCGAAGGAUUUUCCGUGGACGGGAGAAUGCGGAUCCGCUUUCCUAGAGCUAAAAUCGUAUCUCACCACUCCUCUCCUGUCCAAGCCACUACUCGGUGAAGUUCUACUGCUAUAUCUAGCGGUCUCCGAACACGCCGUGAGCGCCGUCUUAGUUCGCGAGGAGGGAAACAAGCAGCUUCCAGGCUCAUCCAAUCGUGAAGUCUCCGGACGCCUAGCCAAAUGGGCCAUGGAACUAGGGGAGUACGAUGUAAUAUUUCGACCUGCCACGGCUAUAAAGUCACAUGUCCUAGCAGACUUUGUGGCUGAGUUCUCCUCUGCCUUGCUCCCAGCUUUGGAGCAGGAGGUACGCCUCCGAGACGAAAUUAAGGAAGAUGGAGAAUGGAUCCUACACGUUGAUGGAUCCUGCAACGUCAGAGGAGCUGGAGUGGGGAUAGUGCUUACCUCGCCAACGGGGAACACAGCCUCAAGGGCCGUGAGAUGCAACUUCAAAGCAACCAACAACGAAAGCGAGUAUGAGGCCCUAAUCGAAGGCCUAACUCUCCCCCAUCAAAUGAGGGCAGAGAACGUCCAGGUCUUCGGCGACUCUCAGCUGAUAAUCAACCAGGUACAGGGGGAGUACCAAGCAAAAGACGACAGCAUGAUCCAGAAUCUGGCGGUCGCUCAGCGACUAAUCAAGAAGUUCAAGAGCUGCAAGCUCAGUCAAAUCCCCCGGGAACAGAAUUCACAAACCGAUGCCCUGGCUAAUCUAGGGUCCGCCCAUGAAACGAAUAGCCAGAUUAGUACCCCCUUGCUCGUGCUUCAAUGGCCAGCUACCCUGGAGGAACCCCCGUCAGAGGAGGUCUCUGCCAUCGAAGAAGGUGAAACCUGGAUGACCCCCUUAAUCCGGUACCUGGAGGCUGUCAUCCUCUCGGAAGACCGUAGCAAGGCCAGAAAGAUCAAGAAACAAGCCGCGAGGUACUGUAUCUCCCAGGAGAAGCUGUUCCGGAGAUCUUUCUCUGGCCCGUACCUGAGGUGUGUCACACCCCGAGAGGCCGCUAGAAUCCUUGUAGAACUACAUGAAGGAGAUUGUGGAUCCCACUCUAGCGGCAGAAGCCUGGUGCUCAGAGCCAGAAGGGCUGGUUACUACUGGCCCACGAUGGCCGCCGACAGACAAGCCAAGCACUGCGACCAGUGCCAAUGGCACGCUCCACUCUCCAAGCUUCCCCCGGAGAACCUCAAGUCCGUAAGCUCACCAUGGCCUUUUAGAAAGUGGGGCAUGGAUAUAGUAAGGAAAUUCCCUAUGGCGCCGGGGCAGAAGGUCUUCCUUCUGAUAGUCACUGACUACUUCUCCAAGUGGGUCGAAGUAGAAGCACUCAGCCGCAUAACAGAUCUCCAGAUCCGCAAAUUCCUGUGGACCUACGUAAUCACUCGCUUCGGGGUCCCCCAUGAUAUCGUCACCGACAAUGGACCCCAGUUCACUAGCCACAACUUCAAGGAGUUCUGCAAGGACUGGGGCAUAAAACUAAUUUUCGCCACACCCCGACACCCACAGUCUAACGAACAAGCCGAGUCCACGAACAAAACAGUGGUCAACAUGCUUAAAAAGCGACUGAAGGGCUCUCACAGGAAGUGGGCGAAAGAACUACACGGAGUCCUCUGGGCCUACCGGACCACUCCCAAAACAGCAACAGGGGAAACCCCCUACUCGCUAGUCCAGGGCUCUGAGGCCAUUGUACCUACAGAGAUGCACGUAAGAAUAACGGUCUCCGGAUCUACCUCUCAGGAGGAGAAUAACGAGCUGAUGGCGCUAAGCCUCGACCUGCUCGACGAAAAAAGAGAGGCCGCUCGGCUGAGAAACUGGUCCUACCAGCAAGACGUCGCCAGGACGUACAAGAAGAAAGUCAGAACCAUAACCUUCCAGCAAGGGGACUGGGUUCUACGAUGA